AGAUAAAGUACAAAAUGAAGUUGUGUGUUGCCUGGUGACGAGGCAGUAUAUUUCCUGUGUAUGUUGAUGAUGUAAACAGCUAGACGAACUUCGAAAUCUUUACGCGUUUGAAACAUCACGUUAUUCAUAUCUAGUGAGCUUGCGGUGAUCAAACAAGAUGUUAAAAAUCAAAUAAGUCGGGCGUCACAUGAUGGAUAAUUACAUUUUCGUCAGGGUUGUUGGAAAAGGGAGCUAUGGAGAGGUGAAUCUUGUGAAGCACAAAACAGAUCGAAAACAGUAUGUCACAAAGAAGUUGAACUUGAAAACGUCCUCCAAGCGUGAGAGGAAGUCGGCUGAACAGGAGGCUCAGCUUCUCUCCCAGAUUCGUCAUCCCAACAUUGUGACAUACAGGGAAUCAUGGGAAGGAGAUGAUUGUCAGCUCUAUAUCGUCAUGGGCUACUGUGAAGGAGGAGACUUAUACCACCGGCUCAAGCAACAGAAAGGCGAGCUCCUACCUGAGAGACAGGUGGUAGAGUGGUUUGUCCAAAUCGCCAUGGCUCUCCAGUAUCUGCAUGAAAAGCAUAUAUUGCACAGAGACCUGAAGACCCAGAACAUCUUCCUGACCAAGACAAACAUAAUCAAAGUAGGUGACCUGGGCAUCGCCAAGGUUCUGGAGAAUCAGAACGACAUGGCGAGCACUCUCAUAGGAACCCCGUACUACAUGAGUCCUGAGCUCUUCUCCAACAAGCCUUAUAACCACAAGUCAGAUGUGUGGGCUCUUGGUUGCUGUGUGUAUGAGAUGUCCACUCUGAAGCACGCUUUCAACGCUAAAGACAUGAACUCACUUGCAUAUCGCAUUGUAGAAGGGAAGCUUCCACAGAUGCCCAGUAAGUACAACCCUCAGCUGGGAGAGCUCAUCAAGGGGAUGCUGUGCAAAAGGCCAGAGGAUCGGCCUGACGUCAAACAGAUCCUCCGGCAGCCCUACAUCAAGCAGCAGAUCGCCAUGUUCCUGGAGGCUACCAAAGAGAAAGCUGCCAAAUCCAGAAAUAAAGCCAUCAAGAACAAGCCCAACAGUGCUGGGUCUGUGAGCACAGGUCCUGCCAUGAAUGAUCUCCCAGCAGCACUACCCCAGACCAAGUGCAACAAAAGAGGAAGAAAGAGUGAAGAGAACAACCCACCACAACACAGCUCACAUGUAUCCAACGGUAUACAAGAGAACGCCCCAUCAAAAAUGCCUCUACCACCAAAAUCUCCGACACAGGAUAUCCUGAACACAACAGGACAGUCUCUAGCAACCAUCAGUAAUAUUGACAUUGCUAUGCAACCAUUGGAGGUUGAGGAGCCAAAGCCCCGCAAAUUGAGGAUGCCUAAGUCAGUGCCUGAUCAAAAGUCUAAUGAUGGCCUCAACCAGAAGGCUACAGUUAGUAAGAGGACCCCGAAACACGAUCCCUCUGCCCCACAGCCCCACCCACGUAAGCUGUCACAGGACCUCUCUGAGCAGGAGGAAAGGAGGAUAUCAAAUGGACCUAUAUCACAAUGGCCGUCCUCCAACAUCAUCCCAGUAUCUGUAAACAGACUCAAGCCCUCAGUGGAAAUACAGCCGCCUGCAACUGAUAUGGACAGUAGAGAGGACACUAUAAAAUUACUCCAGGAAGCUGCGAUGAACGUUCCAACAACAGCUCCUCGAAGAAUAUCAGGUCUUGAUCAGCAUAAGCCUGGACCAGUAGCAGAUGUCUUAGGGCAACACAAGAGCCCUUCUCCCCCUGCCAUCCAGGACAUCAAAGAUGACACAAUGACACUUCUCAAAGAGGGUUCCCACCUCAGAUGUGUUGAAGAAGUUCAAGAGAGCUUAGAAUCAACAGAAAAGCUGCUAGAGGCCUUUGUUCCAGUGCCAGUAAUGCAGGAGCCUCCAAAACCCGCAGCUCCACCACCUGUCCCUGAGCGGGAGCGUCAUGUUCUUCAUCAUCCCACGUCUUCCCCCGAGCCCUCCAACCCGAGGCAGCGGCGGCAGAGGAUCCGGGAGAAUGGCCUGGAGGGUCCGCAGAAGGAUAAAAAAGCUCCAAGACCCCUACCACCCCUACCGGUGGAGGCCUUCGGUGCUCCUUUAAUGAUGAAAGACAGAGGCCCACCUGAGACUGAGUCUUGCCAGAAGGACAGAGUCACACCAGUCCCACAGGAUCGCCCAUUGUCAGCGCGAGAGAGGAGAAGACUGAGGCAAUCACAGGAACAUCUGCAUCAGCCAGUUGCACCUGCGGUUAGAAGGGCAUCAUAUGAUGUGGCUUUGCUGAGCUGUAAACAAUCAGACCAACCAGACUACCACAGGGCGAUCAGUGUAUCCAUGGAAACAAGCAAGGACAGGCACUCGUGGCGGCGCUCAGACGAAGAGGAGUGCAGCUCCUCCACCAGUUCUACCGAGCGCUCUGAGGGAGACGGCAGGGAGGGGAAAAAUGAAUCCUGUGAAAUACAGGACUUGGUUCAGAUGAUGACACAAACUUUACGAAUGGAUAGUAAAGAUGCUGCCUGUGAAUCAGACGGAACUAGAUCAGGCUCUAAAGCCCAGUCUGAGUUUAAGCUAAAUCGGAAAUAUAAAGACACCCUGGUCCUCCAUGGGAAAGCCAUAGAGGUGCAGGAUGACUUCCUGCUCAACGAUUUCUGUGCAGGUGACACAUCUGGUCCCGCCAAGAUUAGGAGAGCUGUGGAACAGUUGCGGACUGACGUGGUGAAAGGUCUAGGGGUGAAGCUGCUGGACAGAGUCCUGGACAUCAUGCUGGAGGAGGACGAGGAGAGAAGGGAGCAACGUCUAAUGGAAGAAAUGGGAGACGAGAAAUACAAGUCUUACGCCGUGAUGGUUCACCAGCUGAAGUUCUUUGAGGAUGUUGCAUUUAAAACUUAGAAUUUUGUAAGGGACAACCUGUCAACUGCUGAUACAAGAGGUCAUUCUGACCGCAAUCAUUUUUCUAGUCUGUUACAGACAAUCACUGUCCUGCAUGUUAGGAACACAUUUCUUGUAGAGGUACAAUUGUUUCUCUUUGGUGAUAAGAAUGUUCUUGACAGAAUGCAAGUUUUCAUUCAUAUUGGAUAUGCAAUUACAGCACUCUGGCAUACUGUUGUUUUUAUACACUUAAUGUGAAUUAAUGUUUUUAGUAGAUAAUGAUGAUGGCAUAUAUGGUGUGUAAAAAAAAAAAAAAAAAAUGAAACAAUGUUAAAUUGUAGUUAUACUAAAAUCUAGGAAAUCCUGAAAGUAAUCUAUCUUGUGUGUAAAUAGAGUCUGUAGAUGUUAUAUUUAAAUUGAAUUUAUAAAUAAAUCCCUUUAAAGAUACUUUGGAGAGCA
This is a messenger RNA of Clupea harengus (Atlantic herring), 3310 nucleotides long. It is a transcript of the gene nek4, whose product is annotated as NIMA-related kinase 4. Gene Ontology annotation, biological process: protein phosphorylation. Lineage: Eukaryota; Metazoa; Chordata; Actinopteri; Clupeiformes; Clupeidae. Gene Ontology annotation, molecular function: ATP binding; protein kinase activity. The record is from RefSeq and is a predicted model, not a curated record.